Molecule: messenger RNA, 1200 nt
Organism: Colletotrichum abscissum
Lineage: Eukaryota; Fungi; Ascomycota; Sordariomycetes; Glomerellales; Glomerellaceae
Exons: 3
Coding region: 1-1200 (399 amino acids)
Source: RefSeq, a predicted model, not a curated record
AUGUCUCCCACCCAAAUCAUGACUAGGCCUUGCCGUUCGCCAUUCCAGAUGGACGGAACAACAGAGACGUACUUUAUGAGGUACCCUGGAUCAGGUGAUUCCCCAUCGACUCCCGCCGCAGAGCCGCUGCCCACAAAGGAACAGCUCCUCGAGCUCUGCGACUCAGUCCGGACUUCCCUCCGCCACUCAAAGAGCCUCGGUCCUCACGCGGAUCGGAUCCAAAGCCUCCUGGAGAGGGCCCUCAAGAACGAGCUGAAUCACACCCAAUCUCUCGACUUUGAGACCCUCCAGUACGCCCGCCUAGACAGGCUUCUCGUCGACGUCCUCGAUCCGGCCCACCGGCCCAGUCCGCUCCCGCUCCGCUUCCGCGCCGACAUGGCCUUGUGCGAGAGCUUGCAAAAGAUGUGGCGGGCCCGCUUCCGCGACCAGUACUUCUCCCUCGACCAGGCCCGCCAGCGUAGCCUGUCCAACGGCGGCGAGAUGCGCGACAUCCAAUUCACCGCGUCCGGCAUGGACCCCCUCGAGUCCUGGGCCGUCAGCAACAGCUGCCGCGACCCCAUCUCGGAACUGGAGGGAAACCAGCAGUUCGAGCCCGGCCACUGGUGGCUGAACCUCGCCUGCGCGCACCGCGACGGCGUCAUCGGCACAGCCGUCGAGAAGCCCACAAAGGGAAAAUACGGCGUCACCGCCCUACCCCUCCUCACCGGACGCGAGGAGCACAUCCGCGGCAACCUCUACCGCUACGUCCGCGAGGGCCGGCUCUCCGACAUGCACGUCUCCCUCCUCACCCGCGUCGGCACCCAGAUCCGCAUCCUCCGCGGCUACCGCCUCAAGAGCACGCUCGCGCCCCAAGCCGGCGUGCGCUACGACGGCCUGUACACGAUCCGCCAGUACGGCAACAAGCUCGACGCCGCCACGGAUAAAUACCGCCUCGAGCUCCUCCUCGAGCGCGUCGACGGCCAAAAGAGCCUCGACGAGGUGCAGCAGGUGCCCUCGCCCUCCCAGCUGGACGACUGGCACGCCUUUAAGAAGGUCGAGGCCGAGAUGGUGCGCCAGCGCAAGGGCGACGACGGCCUCCUCGACUUCAAGAUGCGCAAGGAGGAGGAGCGCAUCGAUCGCGAGCACUGGCGGCGCGCGAGCGAGUUCAAGGCCUCGCUGGGAGCAGAGGGCUGCGGGCUGGGGUUAAUCAUGUCUGUUUGA